Caenorhabditis remanei is the source of this 390-nucleotide messenger RNA. RefSeq lists its product as uncharacterized. The transcript is spliced from 3 exons. NCBI's taxonomy places the organism in Eukaryota, Metazoa, Nematoda, Chromadorea, Rhabditida, Rhabditidae. Bases 1 to 390 code for a protein of 129 amino acids. The record is from RefSeq and is a predicted model, not a curated record.
AUGGCCCACGAUAAAGGAGUUGGUGGCGUCGGAAUGAGAAGAGAUCCAGCCUGUGCAACCGGAGCCAUCAACUGGAAAUCAGAAAAGUCCUCAAAGGUCUUCUGGCGUCGCGGACAGGAACAAAAAGUUGGUGAGAGAACUCAUCCACCAAGUCACCCAAUCUGGAUUGUCCUUCUGGUGGUCAUCGCACUCCGCCUACUUCGUCGUCUUGUCGGACGGAUCUUGCACGAUCGACGCCAACGACUGGAGAUCCGUCGGAAUAACGAAGAAGUCCGAGCCGAUAAUGCAGCGGUUAUCAACGAAGUCGUCAACUUUCAUCAAUUCUUGCUGGAAGCCAGUGUCAUUGCCCAGGACGAUACUCAAAUAAUUAUAUCUUGGUCUCACAGUUAA